AAAAAAUGUAUAAGAAUUUAACAUCCUUGAUCUAGAAACCACUAACAUUUCUUUUUAAUAGAACAAUUAAAUCAUUAGUACUUCCAGGUAUAUAAUAUAUAAAAUUUGAAAAUAGAUUAAAAAUCUAAAAGGAAAAGCAAAAAAUAAUAAGGUCUUUCAGCUCUUGAUGAACUGUUAUUUAGGUACACAAAACCUGAUUAACAAUUUCUUGAUGCUAGAUAUGGAUAUAAUGCUUAAUUUAUAGUAUAUGAAACAAAUACAAAUUAUUGCGAUUAAUCCAAAUCAUAUUCAGAUGAGAAUAAUGAAAGAUAACAAAAAAAUUAUAAAAGCAUUGUUCUACCUUUGAUAAUGAUAUAUGGAUGUCAUCUCUAUAUGAAUGAAGAAACUAAAUGUUUUUUUGGAUCUUCAUCUUUAAAAAAAAAUCAAUUAGAUUAAAGAGUUGUAUUGCUUUAGUAUGCAGCAAACAAUCCAAUUGAAGAUAGAUACAAAGUAAAUCAACUGAAGAAUAUUAAUGGUUAUGCAGUUAGUGUUUUUGAUGGUCACGGUGGUUGGUAAUUAGCAGAAUUAGCAAUGAAUAUCUUACAUGAGAAAAUAGAUUAUUAUGUACUUUAAAAUUAAAAUAAAAUAUUGAAUCAGGAUGAUUUAAUUUAAUAAAGUAUAUCAUAAGCUUAUUCUGAUGUGGAAGAAGAAUUUUAUAAAGUUGCAUUACAAGCUUAUAAUAUGGGAUUUCCAUCAGUAGCUAGAGUAGGAAGUUGUGCACUUACAGCUGUUAUUGUUGGAAAUAAAGUAUAUAGUGCUAAUUUGGGAGAUAGCAAAGGUAUUAUUGUGAAUGUGAACACUAAAGGUAAAACUAUUACUAAUAUAUAAUAGCAAAUGAAAAAGCUUAUAAAAAAAUUAAUCAUACUUUGAAUGCAAACUCAAAAAAAGAAUAAAUGAGAUUGAAAUCUAUUUUCUCUGAUGAUGAUAUUGUUGUUUGCAAAAGGGGAAAUAAAAGUUGCUAUGUUAAAGGAAGACUAUAACCUACAAGGUCUUUGGGUGACUUUAGAUUAAAAUUCUAAGAAUUUAACAAUCCGAAAAAUGUGACUGAAGAUAAAGGAUAUUUGAAAUCUAUCUCGAAUUUUUAAGGCCCAUAUAUUAUUGUAUUUUAUAUUUUAUAAUUGUAGUCUACACCAGAUUAAAAAGCAUUCGAAAUUCAAAAAGGAGAUAGAUAUUUAGUUUUAGGGUCUGAUGGAUUAUGGGAUGAAUUAUCAAAAUCCGAAAUCUCAAAAGUAAGAAAUUAAAUCUAUUUUCUAGAUUGUUCAAAAGAAUUAAAAUAAUAAAGAUGAGAUUAUUAAAUAAAUAUUUGAAGAAUCCUUGUCUCAUGCAGCCAAAACAAAUAAAAUGACUGAUGAAGAUAUUAGAAAAAUACCGUUAGGGAAAAGAAGAAAAUUGCAUGAUGAUAUUACUGUUAUUGUAGUUGAUCUUUAAGGUUAAGUUUGA
This is a messenger RNA of Paramecium sonneborni, 1479 nucleotides long. NCBI's taxonomy places the organism in Eukaryota, Ciliophora, Oligohymenophorea, Peniculida, Parameciidae. The record is from the annotation of a GenBank genome assembly.